CGUAAACAGAGACCGCCAUGACAUGUACGUCUUAUUACCCAAUCGGAUUAUUACAGGCUUGUAUAUAUGCGUACGAUGUUCGUGUUUCCGUGGUGGCGAGCGUAAAUUUGGAAAUAAAGUUGGUAAAUCGAGAUACAACUCACGGUGAUGUAGAAGAACAGAAUCAUUGCAAAUUACUGAUACCACUGACGGGGCAUUGCAAUAAUCAACACCUUGAAAGCCAUUCAGCAGUCAAAAGUGAAGGAAACGAUGGUGUCGCUGCCUAGCGCAGAAUCCGGAGCUUUGGACCGAAUGGACCGGCUCUCGGACGAAGACGAUGAUGAGCCAACUAGUGGAUCUGAGACGUAUGAGGAGGGGGAUCUUUUGUCGGCUGCAAUGGACGAUGAUGUUACCGCCCAGCUCGCCGCUGCAGGUUGGCAAAACAAACACGCUAAUGGGCCCGUCGGGGUUGCUGCGGCCGCUGCCAUCGUUUCAGCCAAGAAGCGAAAACGGCCUCAUAGUUUUGAGACUAAUCCCAGUACUCGUAAACGACAGCAAAAUAGGCUUCUGCGAAAACUCAGGCAAACGAUUGACGAAUUUGCAACGCGCGUUGGACAGCAAGCUGUUGUUCUUGUGGCGACACCUGGUAAGCCUAACAGCAGCUACAGAGUUUUUGGUGCCAAACCGCUGGAGGAUGUUGUUAAGAACCUUAGAAGUAUGGUAAUGGAAGAACUGGAGAGCGCAUUGGCCCAGCAAGCACCACCCCCUGUACAAGAGGACCCGUCUCUAUACGAACUACCACCACUAAUAAUAGACGGCAUACCUACACCUGUUGAAAAAAUGACCCAGGCCCAGCUUAGGGCGUUUAUACCUUUGAUGCUGAAGUAUUCUACAGGCAGAGGCAAGCCUGGCUGGGGGCGCGAAAGUACUCGACCGCCUUGGUGGCCUGAAGAAUUACCUUGGGCCAAUGUUCGCAUGGAUGCUCGAUCCGAAGACGAGAAACAAAAGAUCUCUUGGACACACGCAUUGAGGCAAAUCGUGAUAAACUGCUACAAGUUUCACGGCCGAGAGGAUCUAUUACCAGCGUUCAGCGAAGAAGAUGACAAGACGACAAUUUUGAUUCAGCAACAAACGCCGCACUCUUCCUCGCAUCAGUCACAUGCUUCUAACCAAGGCCAAGGAAGCCAGUCAGGACAACAACAACAACAGACGAUGACGGCACAAUAUCCAACGGCAGUCUUGCAGACGAUUACAAAUCCCGAUGGAACAGUAUCAAUAAUACAAGUUGAUCCAAGCAAUCCUAUCAUAACGCUACCAGAUGGAACAACGGCCCAAGUUCAAGGUGUUGCUACGUUUGAUGAAAAUCUGCAUUCUUUUCAGAUCCACACAAGUCAAGGUGAGGUACAAACUCUUGCCGAAGUUACGGGGGGCGGCGAGGGCGGCAGCGUUUCCGUCGACCUAAACAGCGUGACUGAGGCUACGCUGGGACAAGAUGGCCAGAUCAUCCUCACCGGGGAAGAUGGACACGGCUAUCCGGUUUCCGUAUCCGGCGUAAUCACUGUACCGGUAUCGGCCAGCAUGUACCAGACGAUGGUAGCCAACAUCCAGAGCGACGGUACCAUGCAGGUUGUCACUCCGAUGGUCCAGGUACCUAAGGUUGAACCAGGAAACGGCGAGACCAGCAUCGAGGCAGUCACUAUUCAGGGACAUCCCAUGACUAUGAUCAAUGCAGCUGGCGAGCACCAAGUUCUUCAAGUUAUAUCGCUUAAGGAUGCCAAUGCUCUUACCAAGGCCAUGCAGGCCGAGGUUAUUAAGGACGAGGACAGCCAACAGCAACAGCAAGCCGCAUCUAGUCCCGAAUAAAUUAAUAUCCGUGGUUACACAGUUUUACUUCUCAGGCACGAUACGAGCCGCGUGUUUUUCCAGACUAUUUGGAUAUGCAGAUUUGCAAUUAUGAAUUAUGAAUUAUUUGCAAAUUGUAGCUCGAUUUGAUAUAUAUCGAAUAUAUUUAUACAUACACGAUUGUUUAGCGGAUGCUGUAGGGGGUCUUAGGUAAAUUGUCGCAUGUAUUGGACAUACGAUCUAGUCAAAAAAGUGUCCAAGCAGAAAAAUGGAGACAGUAUUCUAUGGCUGUAGAGUAAAAGCAAACGUGCGCAAGCUGCCUAUGUCAACAUACCUAUUUGAGAAAUUCCGUGAUCGUGUUAUUUUUGUGAACGGCGAUGUACUCGCAUGAAUAUGUUCUUCUCAAUCUAUAAUCAUAUACUUUGAUAAGAAAGAGAUAAAUUUUAUCAAAGAAUCAAUCGAAGAACUAAAUAAAUUAAUCAUAUAUCAUUGAAAUUGGAGGAACGAUAUUCUUUUAGAGUUACAAAAAUGUUACAAUGUGGAAGUUUCGUGGGAAAAAAUGACUGCUUUUCUCUUGUGCAUAAAGCAUUGUCGAAUAAUUCGCUCAUGUUUCUACGUUUCCCUUAUAAACGAUAAUUGCCAAAGUUACAUGCAAUUCAAUUCCACUGUUUUUCAUAUACUUAAAUAUACUAUUAGCAUCAUGACAUCUAACAAAACCUUGUUCAAACUACUGAUAAUUUAUUAUAAUUUUUGUUUUAGUGAAAAAAAAGAAAACAAA
Diprion similis is the source of this 2599-nucleotide messenger RNA. It is a transcript of the gene ewg, whose product is annotated as DNA-binding protein P3A2. Gene Ontology annotation, biological process: regulation of transcription by RNA polymerase II. The record is from RefSeq and is a predicted model, not a curated record. Gene Ontology annotation, cellular component: nucleus. NCBI's taxonomy places the organism in Eukaryota, Metazoa, Arthropoda, Insecta, Hymenoptera, Diprionidae. Gene Ontology annotation, molecular function: RNA polymerase II cis-regulatory region sequence-specific DNA binding; DNA-binding transcription factor activity, RNA polymerase II-specific. The transcript is spliced from 8 exons. Bases 250 to 1842 code for a protein of 530 amino acids.